Messenger RNA from Phyllostomus discolor (pale spear-nosed bat), 2234 nucleotides. It is a transcript of the gene MLPH, whose product is annotated as melanophilin. The record is from RefSeq and is a predicted model, not a curated record. Bases 354 to 2165 code for a protein of 603 amino acids. Gene Ontology annotation, molecular function: myosin binding; actin binding; small GTPase binding. Gene Ontology annotation, cellular component: cortical actin cytoskeleton. The transcript has 16 exons. NCBI's taxonomy places the organism in Eukaryota, Metazoa, Chordata, Mammalia, Chiroptera, Phyllostomidae. Gene Ontology annotation, biological process: intracellular protein transport.
CUCCUUUCUCCCCGAAGCUGGCUUAUGACAAGGGGCGUGGGGUUCCCUCCUGCCCCUGCGCCUCCCGCGCCGGCACCGGGGUGCACGCCCCACCUCUCGGCCCAGCACCCGGAGGUGCCCGCGCUCCCGGAGCUGGGCGGGGCGCAGCACAUGUGACCGGGCGGGCAGCACCAGGGCCUCACCCCCCCCCCCCCCGACCGCUGCCCGCCAGGCCGAGGCAGUCAGGCGCUCCUGCCCUGCGCCCUGCGCCCCACACUGCCGCCCGAGUGUGCCGUGACCAGACGCCCAGCUUCCUUGGGAGCAGAGCCUGCAGGCGGGGGAAAGAGUCAGUGGGACCCUGCCCAGGAGCGGAGAUGGGGAAGAAGCUGGACCUCUCCAAGCUCACGGACGAAGAGGCCCAGCACGUCUGGGAAGUCGUCCAGCGGGACUUGGAGCUCAGGCGCAGGGAAGAGGAGAGGCUGGAGGAGCUGAAGGGCAGGAUCAAGAAGGGGAGCCCCCAGAGGGAGCUGGCGUCCGACGGGGCCCACCUGAGCGAGACCCGCUGUGCCCACUGCCUGCAGCCCUACCGGCUCCUCGCCGCCCCCAGGAGGCAAUGCCUGGACUGCCGCCUCUUCGCCUGCCCCGGCUGCAGCCACGCCCGCCCGGGCGGGGGCUGGCUCUGCCACCCCUGCCACCUGGCCAGGGUCCUGGAGCGCGGCUCCCUGGAGUGGUUCUACGGGCACGUGCGGGCCCGCUUCAAGCGGUUCGGGAGCGCCAAGGUGGUCCGGUCCCUGAGCGCGCGGCAGCGGCCGGGUGCAGGUCCGUCUGACCGCGUGCAGAGCUCGCCCAGCGCUCACGGUGGGCCCGAGCCAGGCCCCGGAGACGGAAGCGGGGACGGUGAGCAGAGGGACACGGACGGAGAGCUGGACCCAGCGGCCCAGGCCCCGCCCCUCAGCAGCAAACACCCACCCUGCAGCCCAGGGGCGAGGGGCGUCUGGCCCUGCCCCUCCCCUGACCCCGCCUCCCCUCCCGCCCAGCCCGCACCCUCCAGGGGGAAGCGCCUCCUCCCCAUUCACAGCCGGGACUUCGAGGCUGAGGCCGACUCCGACGACUCCGCUGGGCCGGGCAGCCGCCCCCCGAGCCCGUCCUCGGCCCCAGAGGCCCUGGACAGCCUGCAGGUCCCGUGGCCUCAGGCCCUCACCGGUGAGCCCCGCCCGGAGGAGGCCGGCGCUGGGGGCUCUGGAGACCACUCCCAUGCAGAAGCACAGACAGACCACCUCUGGCCUGCCAGACGGGGCAGCCCCGCUGAGCUCUGCCCUCCAGGAGCGUCCCGUGCGGCAGCCCUGGGGGCCGCUGCCUCUCCUGGGGCGAGAGUCGCCGGGAGUGGGCAGCCACCCGCCCCGCACCCGGCAGAUGAGGACCCCUCUGACGAUGAAGAGAGUUCCCGGGCCCUCGGGGCCGCCUCCCGCCGUCCUGCCUCCGAGAGCCAGCGUCCAGGUGCCCGCGAGCCCACGGACGCCGACGCGGAGGAGGAGACCCUGAAGAGGAAGCUGGAGGAGCUGACCGGCAACGUCAGCGACCCCGGGGGCUCCUCCGGGGAGGAGGCCGAGCGCGAAGGGGCGGAGCCGGGCAGGAGCACCGCCUUGGAGCGCCCCCCCAGGACGACCCCGGAGGUGAGCACGUCUGUAGGCCAAGCGCACAGCUGGGAAGAGGGCCCGCCCCGCCCUCAGGACCCCACCCAGACCACCAGGACCCCGAACCAGGCGCUGUCGGAGCUGGAAGGCAGGGUGGCCCUGACCGCUUCCGAGGUUCAGCAGGCGGAGAGCGAGGUCUCGGACAUCGAGGCCAGGAUCGCAGCCCUGCGGGCCUCGGGGCUCACGGUGAGGCCCUGGGGGAAGGCCCGGCGGAGGUCCAAGCUCCCGGUGCUGCUCCCCCGACCAGCGAGGACCCCGGGCCCGAGCCCCGAGCACCCGCCUGCAGGCCCUGCGGACCAGGUCAAGGUCACGGCCGCGCCCCGCCUCCUGGGGAGGGGGCUCGGUAACUCCCCUGGGGGUCGAGGCGAGGACGGCCAGCCCUUCGAUCGGAAGUCGGCGUACCGCGGGUCCCUGACGCAGCGGAGCCCGGACGGCCGGAGGGGCGCCGCGCCCCGCAGCUUCGCGAAACCGGUGAUGAUCCACCAGCCCUGAGGGGCAGAGGGUCGCGGGACAGGACGGAGCCGCAGAACAGCCCGCCUCGCUCUCCGCCCCCGGAAACUC